This is a messenger RNA of Drosophila nasuta, 2152 nucleotides long. RefSeq lists its product as uncharacterized. Lineage: Eukaryota; Metazoa; Arthropoda; Insecta; Diptera; Drosophilidae. The record is from RefSeq and is a predicted model, not a curated record. The coding region runs from base 182 to 2074 and encodes 630 amino acids. The transcript is spliced from 4 exons.
AACAGUUCAACGCCUAUAAACAAAAAACAGCAAUUUUGUGUUGAAAAUUUAAAUAAAACGUUACCGUAGUGUUAAUAAUAAGCAAAUUAAAUAUUUUUAGCAUUCGUUAUAGACAUGUUUCUAGUAAAACCCUUAGAAAUCAAUUAAGAACCCAUGAAAACACAGAAAUAGUUGUUGAACAAUGAAUAAUUUUGAAACUGACGGUUGGGAUGCAAAUGAAACAGUUGCAUUGAUUGCAACUAUUAAAUCCAUCAAGGAUCAACACGAAAAUGGCACCAGACUCCGUAUGGAUUGGCAGCAAGUGGCGCAGGAAAUGGCAAACUGCUUAAGUGCCCACAAUCAGGAGCGCAGCAUUCCCCAAUUGCGGCAACGAUAUCAGAAAUUGCGAAAUGAUUAUUUUACAGCUCGCUAUCGCAAUCGUUCCUGUCCCUACUUUAAUCUAUUACACGAUUUGUUUCAAAACGAGCUUUCGCCGGAGCACGACGAAUCCGCGGAAGAAGAGAACGAGGAACCGCAGCAACAGAAGCACAUAGAGGACGACGAAAUGGAGCAAAAAUAUGCCAACACGUUGCAGCUGGAACUUGACGAUGACAGUCCAAAUGGCACGACGGGAUUGGCGGCUAAGCAGCCACUGCGUUGCAAGUGGGCGGAGGGCGAACUUGAAGCAUUUCUUCAUAUCAUAACCAAACAUAAGCUCCAAACUCCUCUGCUGCGGAAGCGUAAUGCGAAAGUCUUUAAGCUCAUCGCCAGGGAAAUGGCCAAGCGUAAUUUCCUAAAGCGACCGGAGCAGCUGCGUAUUAAGUAUCAUCAGCUGAGGCGACAGUAUGCCAAGGCCAAGAAUGGAGGCGAACCCUUUGAGCAUUUUGCGGAGAUGGAGGCGUUGCUCAACGAUUCGUUGCAAGAGCCGCAGCAGGAGGAGAGCGAUGAAAUGGAUAGCGAUACCGUAGACAGCGGCGAGGAGGAAGAUGGCGAGGCUCCAUUGUUGGCCACAGGAAGCGACUCAGAAGGCGCUGUUGUUGCAUCGCUGCCAUCGAGCACGCGUUGCAAGUGGACCGAACAGGAGGUGGACAUUUUUCUAGACACGAUUAGCAGCCUCGGACUGCAGUCGGCACUGUUGCGCAAACGCAAUGCCAAAAUCUUUAAGCUACUAUCUAAGGAACUGACCAAACGUUCCAUUGAUAAACCGGCCGAGAAGCUGCGCAUCAAAUAUCAACAGCUACGGCGACAAUACAACAAAGCCAAGAAUGGCGGCGAAUCUUUCGAGCACUUUGAAGCAAUGCAUCAGCUGCUGAAUCCCAAGACUGAGCCCCAGGAGGCAAAUGGCGAAGGGAAUCUAAGCAGCGGCUCAGAGAGCGAUUUCAUGGACAGCGAUGACAACGAUGCGGACAACUCUUCGAGACGUGGACGUCAUCCGGAUAGUUAUUACUGGACUGAUGAGGAAGUGGAUGCAUUUCUGACCAUCAUAAAGCAACAGAAUCUAUUUCGUGCACUCGACGGCUCCAAAAAGCGAAAUUUCAAGAUUCUCACCUACAUUUCAAACAUAAUGGCAAAGCAAUCGUAUAAGCGAACGCCACAUCAGUUGCGCAACAAGCUGCGACUAUUGAUGCGACGCCAUCGCGAGGUGCUAAAAGAUGGUCUGAAAAAUGUUCGAAUGCUGCCACGACACUACGAAAUGCUUGACGAUCUCAUGCAAAAAAAGCGCACAGCCAAAGCAGUUGUGACCCCGGAAGAAGAUGCCAUCAAAGCGUCACCGAAAACAGCUCCCAUCAUGGAGGAAAGCGAUAGCGACGUCUCCAGCUCCGGUUCCACCUGUGAUUUGUUGCGUGCGGCAGCUGAAAGCGAUGAUGGUGAAGAUGCUUUGGAAUUGGCAUCAGAUCCAACGCCACUUGAGGUGCUGACCAGCAUCAAUGAGGGGCAAAAGCAGUUGAUGAAUAUGCUGACCACAUCGCAGGAGAAUUUCCUGCGGCAACAGCGUGAAAUGCAAACGCAAUUCCUGCACCAAAUGUCGAGCAUUAUGCGGCAGGAACGUGAGGCAACAUUCCAGAUGCUCAGAGAACUGUUGCAACCCAAAUGAAAAACCCACAAGAAAUAAAAUACUAUAAUGAACUUGUUUCAAGCUUCUAAAACUUUUAUUAAAUUGAAUUUGAAGUUA